UCUCUCCUACACCACCAUCCAAAUCUACAUCAAUUUCUGUUUAUCCAUCCACGCAUUCUAUUAAGAGGCGCAUUCGAACUCAUCAUUAUCUUCACAGAUUCACAAACUUCAACAAUGGCUCCAUCCACUACUAAAGCGGGCGCUGCUAAGGCGAAGGCCGUCAACGGAGCUGGUGUUAAGAAAUCUGCCGGUCCCAAGUCUGGCAAGAAGGUGAACGCGAGGAACGCAAUGGCAAAGAUGCAGGCCUACUUCAAGGAACAUCGCGCGGAAUUCAAGGACUUGUCAUUCAAAGACCAACAGAAGGAGCUCGGCAAGAUGUGGAAAACCGCACCCGAGAACCCAAAGACUCAGACUGCCUAAUUAGCUCUGCCAUGCAUCACUUGCUGGUCCCUUUAGUAAGGGUUACGGACUCGUUCUCUAUGCCUGAGCAA
This is a messenger RNA of Lindgomyces ingoldianus, 431 nucleotides long. RefSeq lists its product as uncharacterized. Lineage: Eukaryota; Fungi; Ascomycota; Dothideomycetes; Pleosporales; Lindgomycetaceae. The coding region runs from base 115 to 360 and encodes 81 amino acids. The record is from RefSeq and is a predicted model, not a curated record. The transcript has 3 exons.